This is a messenger RNA of Corticium candelabrum, 1238 nucleotides long. RefSeq names its product forkhead box protein L1-like. Lineage: Eukaryota; Metazoa; Porifera; Homoscleromorpha; Homosclerophorida; Plakinidae. Gene Ontology annotation, biological process: cell differentiation; regulation of transcription by RNA polymerase II; anatomical structure morphogenesis. The record is from RefSeq and is a predicted model, not a curated record. Bases 110 to 1051 code for a protein of 313 amino acids. The transcript has a single exon. Gene Ontology annotation, molecular function: RNA polymerase II cis-regulatory region sequence-specific DNA binding; DNA-binding transcription factor activity, RNA polymerase II-specific.
UUCGUAAACAAACAGUCUGUUCGCCGAUAUGGGUGGUCGCGAUCUAAACAGAAAACCAGGGAACGUCGUUAUUACUUAUCAUUUUCGCUUGGUUAUCUCAUGAGUCAGCAUGGCCUCGUUGUGCUCCGCCUUGCAAAUGAAACGAGAGCGCUCUCAGUACGGCGAGGACGAGACCCAAACGGCCAAAGCUCUGGCAAUGCUGGCGCGUUCGGUGCGGGUAUCGGAGAGUGAAACUCCAGCAAAACCUCCAUUCUCCUACAUCGCGCUCAUUGCGAUGGCCAUACGUCAAGCACCCGAGAGAAAAAUCACACUCAACGGUAUUUACCAAUUCAUCAUGGACAACUUUCCGUACUAUCGAGAGAACAAGCAAGGCUGGCAGAACUCGAUCAGACACAACCUCUCCCUCAACGACUGCUUCUGCAAAGUUCCGCGAGGAAAAGGCGAUCCGGGGAAAGGAAACUACUGGGCACUGGCCGACAACUGCGACGACAUGUUCGAGAACGGCAAUUACCGGCGGAGACGGAGGAGGAACAAGAAGAAAGCGAGCUGCGCGCCGGAGAAUGCGGGAGAUCCGCAGAAGAGAGAAGUUCCGCAUCAACAUCAUCGACAGCAACUCCAGCGAGGUCAUGAGCAUUGGCACUCGCACCUUGUCGAGCCUUAUCGACGGAUAGCACCCGCACACGUGCAUGGGCUGAACCGUGGCUUCCACUUAGAAGCACUCCUAACACCACCAGGCACGCCCCCGAGUCCAGUCAGUCAGGCGUCGAGUCUGUCGCUGUCUGCGGACUUGGACAAGCGGACACCGAGCCCGUUCGCCGUCGAGAAGUCGCCACAAGCGAAAACAAUUAGACACUUCACGAUUGACAACAUUCUCGGCAGCGACGGCGCGAACGUAAACACGCGCUUCACGUCGGCCACACUUCCACGCGCGGAUGUUGUCCUACGGGGCGUGACCGCGUUCUGUUUGCCUCGCUCGCACAGCGGGCAAUUUGUGUGGCCUUACUGGCCGUAUUCGAGGAUGACGGGAGGAUUUACGUCGUCGGAGUUAUAGUGCACUAGGUGACGAACAGUGUUGAACAUGCGCAGUUUGCUGGACAUUCUAUGUACUUCCUUUUUUCGAGACGACUAGAGAAACAUUGAUCUGUAGAUACUGACGUUGGUGAAAUAUUGGUAUUUUUGUUAGAUAUGAAACUAAGUAUGAUUCAAGUCUAGAAUAAUAAUAGAACAUCUACAUUGUA